AUGGAGGAUAUUCCGAUAGAAUCAAGCGACGAGGAACGGCCGGACCCAACUGAGUGGUAUGAGGAUAAGAAUUUUGGCCAUGGCUGGGAUUGGGGUUGGCAGCAUGGGUGUCAUCCUUCCACGGGCAGUUGGCAGAGAGAGAACUGGCGUUGGGAUGAGGAAUCAGGCGAAUGCUGGGAGUGGAAAGCGGAGGAUUGGACGUGGGAUGAUUGGGAUGAUUGGUACUGGAAGGGCUAUGGCCACAAAGGAUGUGGCAAGGAUGAGAAAGGCCUGAAUGAUGGGGAAGUGAAGGGGAAGGCUGGCAAGGGCAAGGUCUAUGAUGUGCAGGAGUUGAAGGGAAAGGCCAGCAAGGGCAAGGCGCAGGAUCUGUACGAGGUGAAGGGGAAUCCCAGCAAGGGCAAGGCGCAGGAUCUGGGCAAGGUAAAGGGAAAGUCCUCAAAGGCCAAGGUGGUGGAGCCGGAGCCGGAGGAUGACGACGAGGACUUCGAGGUUGAGUCGGAGGAGGAGGAGAAAGGCCCCCCUGCGGGCAUCAAGCGGAAGGUGGCUUCCAUGGACGCGUGGCUAAAGCCACAGGUGAAGGUGAAGGCCUCGUCCUCGUGGUCAAGGCGAACCACGCGGCAUACAGCCGAGAAUGGGAAAUGGUGA
This is a messenger RNA of Cladocopium goreaui, 645 nucleotides long. The record is from the annotation of a GenBank genome assembly. Lineage: Eukaryota; Dinophyceae; Suessiales; Symbiodiniaceae.